Messenger RNA from Contarinia nasturtii (swede midge), 5095 nucleotides. RefSeq names its product hemicentin-2. The coding region runs from base 1475 to 3451 and encodes 658 amino acids. Gene Ontology annotation, cellular component: cell-cell junction. Gene Ontology annotation, molecular function: cell adhesion molecule binding. The record is from RefSeq and is a predicted model, not a curated record. The transcript is spliced from 17 exons. Gene Ontology annotation, biological process: cell-cell adhesion. NCBI's taxonomy places the organism in Eukaryota, Metazoa, Arthropoda, Insecta, Diptera, Cecidomyiidae.
CGGUGCAAAUAGACGUGGUAGUACAGUUUUAGUGUGUUUUAAAAAAAAAAAAUACCAUCAACGGAUGUGCGUAUUGAAAUAACGACUUGUUUUGGAUACAAUCAAUUUUGGUGUUCAAUCUGGUUGAAGAAAUUAAUGGUGAUUUAACAAGAAACCGAAAAUAAUGACAUGCACGUGAACUAUAACGCAAAGAGUCAUCCGAGCAUUGAAUGAAAUUCGACCGCCGCCGAACCAGUAGAAAAAGUCGAACGUAUUAAACAAACAACGAAUAAUACGGAAUCCAGGCAGAAAAAUUGAACGAAUUUACGACGAAAAGGAACCAACAGUCAAAAUACACACAUACAAAAAUCGCAGAAAUUACGGACCGAAAUAACAAAAAAAAAAAACGAGCAAACAAACAUGAAAAAUGAAUAUUGCCAGUUUUGACAAAAUGACUGAAGUGAUUAUACGCUGUGGUUAGGUUAGUUGAUGUGCGCCAAGAACAAGUAUUCAACUAUUGCAAUUUGCAUGACAUUCUAAUUCAUAAAACGAUUUACUUUUCUUUUAUGCGUUCCCUUUUUUCGCCAACGAAUCCAUAGACCGAAUCUCAUUUAUAGAAAUAUGAAAACAUUUAUUUAGUUAAGUGAAUUGUGUCUAAAUUUCUUUAUCUGCAAUUUUUCAACGUCGAAUGAGAGUCCCGUGUCUUUAAAUAGAGUACAUGUCUUUUUUUUCGAUUGAGAACUUUUGGUAAAAACUAUAUUUAACCGCAUACAUUAUAUUUCUGCUAUAAAGUAUUCAUUCGUGACCUUCUUUUUUCUUGGGUUUCGGCGAUUGGCACGAAAGAUAUUUCACUACGAAAUUGGUUGGUUUAUUUACAUAGACAAUUUUCAUUUUUACUCUUGAUGAACGGUCGACAAGAAAAUUAGGUAUUUUAUUUUUUUGUGAAAACGGCUGUAACAAGAGCGCCAACAACAAUUUACGCAUCGAAAACGUUUUAAUAGUGACAGUGAUAAGGGAUAAAAACCUGAUACAGGACCGACAGUGUACACGAUUUUUUUGCGAGUCUCUAUGUGUGUGUAUAUAUUUUUGCGACAUCGAUGACGACGAUUCAUUGUUUCCCAUGUUUGAAAUUGAAAUUGGUAGAAUGAAACGUGAAUACCGACAAAAAAAACUCCCAAACAAUUCGAAUCACAUCGUGAAAAAGUAUAAUUGAUCGAGUGAAAUAUAGAACGGUUUUGUUGCUGCCAUUGUCUGCGAUAAAUAUUUAAAAAGAAACAACCGUUGUGUGUAACUCUGUGUUACCCAUGAGAAUACAACAACGAAACUAAAACAGCAUAGACAUUGAAAUCGAACUAAUUGCAAAGAGACAAAUUUCGUGUCACUAGGCAAGCAUCAAUUGAGCGUUGCAUCGGUACGCGCUUUAAUAUUUACGAAUAAUUUCGCAUCGAAUUGUGCGUUUUGUUGCGUCUUCGAACGACGUGUUCGUGUCAAAAACAUGUACAAAACCAUCAUCAUGAACGUGUUCUACCUUGAAGGAUUUAUUUAUUUAUGGAUGUUCGCAUCAUUUCUAACGGGAUGUUAUGGAUUGCAACGAUUCGCUGAGCAGCCAAAAUACACAGAAGUGAAUCCUGGCGAAGAUGCGUUACUCACAUGUAAAAUUAUAGACAAACGGGGAUCGUGCUCAUGGCAAAAGGAUAAUAAGCCGGUCGGAAUUUAUCCGAAAAAGUAUGAGUGGGCGGGUACAACAUCUUAUGGUAUGCCGGGCAUUCCUUCGCAGCAUAUUGGUGGUGAUUGUUCUCUGUGGGUUAGAGCGGCUACCAUUGAUUUCGACGACGGAGCCUGGGAAUGUCAAGUAACGGCAAGUGAUUUCACAACUCAGGAUGCUCUAACCAGUCAACCGGUCCAACUUGUUGUGCGAGCUGCACCACAACGACCGAAAAUCGAACACGAAGGCAUUCAAGUACCACCUGGUCAUAAUGUAACUGUUGAUUCGAAAGCGGUUGCAACCGUAAGCUGUGUUUCGCAUUAUGGCAACCCGGCUGCACGACUUAAAUGGUUCUUAGGUGAUCAAGAAAUACAGCCGUUAAAUACUCAACUAAAUAAACGUGAAACAGGUAAUAAUCGAACGUGGUCAGCCACAUCAAUUGUUCAAAUACCAGCCACUCGGGAGCGUCACGGCGAAACGAUAAAAUGUGUUGCGCUUCAUGAGUCAUAUGCAGCCAAAUCGUUAUCGGUUGAAGCGAAAUUGGAUGUCAAAUACCCACCUACAGUUCGAUUGCUCGGUGCACCACAAAUCGAUCUCGAAGAAGGUAAAGACUCAUUGGUUUUACGCUGUGAAGCGGAUGCAAAUCCACCGGCCAGUAUUGUAUGGAAACGUGCAGGACGCUCGGAAAUAGCUAGUCUACAAGAAACGUUACAACUGAGACCAGUUGGACGACGAGAUUCUGGAUUGUACACAUGCCAAGCACAAAACUCUGUGGGAAGCUCGGAACCAUUAUCUGUUCAAUUGGAUAUUAAAUAUCCACCAAAAAUUAUAUCAGCAGGACCAGAUCGAUUAACAACAGCUCCACUCUAUAGUCCAGCAGCGUUUGAUUGCGUGGCUGAAUCGAACCCCCCAGCGACAUACAAAUGGUAUCAAAAAUUGAAGACUGUUUACUUGGAACGAGGUCAUGAAUCACGUUUGGUCAUUGACAAUGUAACUUAUGAUUAUCAGGGCGAGUACGAAUGUCGUGCAACGAAUACCAUAAACGGUCAAGAGAGAACAGUUGCAUCUGACCCUGUCUCACUGCAAGUCGUCGGUGCACCACAAAUAUUGCGUUCGCAUCCAUCUGCGAACACAGUAAUCUUUCGAAAAGGCGACGAAGCAAUUUUAACACUAAUCGUUUGUGCCGACCCCCGUCCUCGUCAUGUUGCUUUCGAAUGGGGUUCAUUACGUUUAGAAGCCGGCGCUGGAUUCGAACGAUAUCAUGUCGAUGAGGUAACGCAACAUUCGCUAGAAGAUUGCUAUUUGGCCUCAUUGCGCAUUGCUGAUGUCGAUGUUCAUGAUUCGCGACCAUAUUAUUUGGUUGUUGAAAAUGAGCGCGGCAUCGAUCGACACGCAAUCACUUUAGUCGUCGAGGGUAUGUUCACAGACCCAAUCGAAAUGAGCUAUCUGGCUGGCAUUGCAGGCGGAUGCCUGACAGCUGUAUUGCUUCUUGUUUGCUUAUGCAUCUAUGCGAUUCGAGCGAGAAAAUGUUGUUUCAAAGGACGAGGAAACUUUAAAUCCAGCGACAAAGACAGUGAGAAAGCUGAUUUGAAAUCACGUUCGGAUAGCAUUGGGAUCGGUGUUGGACCGCCGCAUUUGGAUUCGAUAUAUACGACCCCUUCAGGAUUCCAUCAUCAUGCCCAUCAUCAUUCGCAGGGCUCACCAGAAGCAAUGAAGGCAAUGCCAGUUCUUACUUCAUUUGGGACCCAUGUUAACCACGUAGUGUAGCAGAAACGUGAACCUAUUUACCACCACCACCUGUCAAAUCACUCCAAUCAAAUUAGUCAUAGUAAUAGUAAUCUAACCAUCACUGCCAGCAUUGAUCAAAGCACUGCGAAUAACCAAUAUGUGUCGAUGAAAAAAUUCUCAUCGUCAGCAUCGCUAUCGAACAAUAUCAAUUGUAAUUCAAAUAGUAGUAAUAGUAAUAAUGCAAAAAUCACAAGCAAAUUGAUUGCAAAUCAAAUAACAAACGAUAUAAUCAAACCGAAAGCGAUUAGUGCAGCCGAAGCAAAACUAAAAAAUACCAAUAAAAACUAUGCCAAACUGUCGACCGCCGAUUCAAAUAAAAGUGGCGCUUACAAGAUGUACAAUCAUCGUCAAGAGAUCGAUUCGAACGAUUAUUCGAUGCGUUUGAAUCAGCCAAGCACAUCGAUUGACGUUCUGAGUCUCGUCAGCACCAAUAGUAGCUCGGACAGUAGUUCGACCUUGAAUGUUUGCGAAUAUUUAUCAAAAGAGGUGGCGGCGGCCUCAUCCAAUUGUCGAAAAAAAUCCACUGUUAACGAUUAUGCGACCGCAGACUAUGUAAUGCAUCGGCCAAAAUCGUCACAAUCGCAACACAAUCCAUAUAAAUCGCCGGCCGAACAAAAAGAAAAGAAACAACAUCGCAAACACUAUUCGGCACAGGGUCUUCGAUCACAGCACACGGGCUCCGGUCCAAUUUAUGCAAAAAAACAUCAACACACAAAAAAAUCCACACACCAUCACAAUCACACACACAAACAGACUGCUGCACAAUACACAUCACACGGUUUGCACUUGUCAUCACCCCCGUCACCGCCACCGCCACCACUCCGCAUUCCAACGGCCAAAAAAGAUAGACACAGCUAAUUUAUUUAUUGAAAAGAUUUUUGUGGUUUUCGACCGUUUCGCAAAACUUUCGAAACUCAUUCGUAAAAUCGGACAUCAAUUCGUAUUUUUUUUUAGUAAAAACCAAGCGCCAAACCAAAACUAUUAUUUCGCAUAGUCGACAUUUAUUGUUCAACACAGUAAGGCAGGACAAACUAAUCAAAUGCUUCGGUUGUGAAAAUCUGCACACACAUAUACACACAAAAAGACCACACAUGUACACAUGCAUACACCAAAAAACAAUAGAUUAUCCUCGUAUUUUGUAUAAUGGUUGAACGUUACGAUUUAUGUGUUAAUUGCGAUCGAAAGAAGGAACACGAGCUAUGAAACACUCUUUUUUUAUUAUUAUUGUUAUUGAGCAUUGAAAAUAAUAAUCCACUUUCGAAUCCAAAUUGUUCUAACAUAGCUCUUGCUCCAUCUCUUCAAACUAGCAACGCGACGAAAAUGUGUGAACCCAAAAUGUGUAUUUAUAAUCAAAAGGAAAGCAAACGUAUAUUAUAUAUAUAUAAGAUUAACUGUAUAAAGAAACGCUGUAUUUAACAAAAACUGCUAUCGUAUUUAUGUUCCAUUUGAAUUUUUAUGUUGAUAAUUUACUCAAAUAUACACAAGUACACAAAAUUACACAGACACAACAUCAUUCAUAUUCAUAAAAAAUUACUGUAAAAAGAAGCAAAAAAAAGCGCCACACCAACAAAUAAAAAAACCACAAACCUGCACUCAUCUACACACGAAACCUCUCCACAUUUC